AUGGUUCAGGGAAACACGGUUUCAGCCAUUGGACCUUUUAGUGGCUUAAAAGAGGUUCGAAAAGUAGUCCUAGAUACUAUGAAGAAUAUUCACCCAAUUUAUAAUAUUAAAACCUUAAUGAUUAAACGAGAGUUGGCAAAAGAUUCCAAAUUAAGAUUGCAAAGUUGGGAAAGAUUUUUGCCACAGUUCAAGCACAAAAAUGUGAACAAACGCAAGGAACCAAAGGAAAAAACUGUUAAGAAAGAGUAUACACCAUUCCCACCACCACAACCAGAAAGUCAGAUUGAUAAAGAAUUGGCUAGUGGUGAAUACUUUCUGAAGGCAAGUCAAAAGAAGUGA
Molecule: messenger RNA, 339 nt
Organism: Pipistrellus nathusii (Nathusius's pipistrelle)
Lineage: Eukaryota; Metazoa; Chordata; Mammalia; Chiroptera; Vespertilionidae
Source: the annotation of a GenBank genome assembly